AUGGCGAGGCCACCGCGGAGAUCUGACGGCGACAAACAGCAGCGGCGACGGCGGCGGCGCCUCUACAUACUAAGCAAUCACGACGGCCGUUCUGGGGUGAGCGUAUACAAGUUGAACGAGGACGAUUUCGACUCCGACGAUGCCUACUCCGAGGACGCGGACGACGACUCCUGCUCCGUCUGCUCCUCCGAGUCCGAGGGCAGCGUGGAUUCUUUCGCCGCUCAAGCCCGCUUCGACUCCGAGUACAACGUGGAUUCCAGGGCUCGCCGUCUUCGCCACCGCAGACUCGUCGCCCGCCUGGCCACCAGAGGGUGCCCGGAGUUCGUCGCCGCGGGCACCAAGAUCGUUGGACUGGACAGCGGCUCUUUCUACCGAGCCAGCACGGCCGUUAACUUCAUCUUCGACGCCAGAACGCGGCUAGUGUCCGCCACCCCGCCUCUCCGUUCACCCAAGAAGUACGACGCGUUCUGGGCGAUCGGCGGCACCGUCUAUGCCCUGGACACGAGCGCCGACGAACCCAGCUAUGGAAAGGAGCGCUGCGUCUUCGAGAGGCUCGGCCCCGAGCCGCAGCGCCACUACGGGACCUGGCAGUGGGAGGCUCUCCCCCGGCCGCCGUUCAAGAUGGACCACAUCGUCGUGUCCCACGCCGUGCACCCGGACGGCGCCACGGUGUUCCUGUCCGUGUAA
Molecule: messenger RNA, 687 nt
Organism: Miscanthus lutarioriparius
Lineage: Eukaryota; Viridiplantae; Streptophyta; Magnoliopsida; Poales; Poaceae
Source: the annotation of a GenBank genome assembly